AUGGUGAAUAUUCCUAAGUCUCGUCGUACUUUCUGUGCCAGCUCUAAAUGCAAAAAACAUACUCUACACAAGGUGACGCAGUACAAGGCUGGGAAAGCGAGCUUGUAUGCGCAGGGAAAGCGGCGUUACGAUCGGAAACAGUCAGGUUAUGGUGGUCAGACAAAGCCUAUCCUACGAAAAAAGGCUAAGACCACGAAGAAGAUCGUACUUCGUAUGGAAUGUUCCGUUUGCAAGUAUAAAAAACAGUUGCCGAUCAAGCGAUGCAAACAUUUCGAGCUUGGUGGUGAUAAGAAGAAGAAGGGACAAAUGAUCCAAUUCUAA
Molecule: messenger RNA, 321 nt
Organism: Echinostoma caproni
Lineage: Eukaryota; Metazoa; Platyhelminthes; Trematoda; Plagiorchiida; Echinostomatidae
Source: the annotation of a GenBank genome assembly